AAAUUAAAAUUUGAAGUCAAGUUUAGAAUCCAAUAUAUGUAUUAAGUAGUGGCCAGGUUAUUUUAAUUAGAAUAGAGGAGAUAGAUUGCUAAUUUCGUACGUCAGUCAGCCAGCCAGCGUAAGAGAAGCUGUGAUGAAUUAAAUGCAACAAGUUACUCUAUAUAUUUUAGUCAUGCUUCAAUUUCAUUCUAUAAUAUAACUUGUACGGAAGAGAGCUAGGGUUAGUUAUUUGAUAAUUGAGAUUGGUAAGGUAAUAAUAAUUAUAUUGAUGAAGGUACCGUACCAGUAGGCCGGCAACACUUGAUUAUUUUUUAAUUAAUGGAAUCAAAUAAGCAUAUACAUAUAUAUAUAUAUAUAUUACUAUAUAAGAAGGAUCAUUAUUCAUAACAGCUAGAGCUAGAGCUAGAGCUAGAUACUAUGAAUAUGGAUAUUCCAUCAAACAAUAAGCAGCUUCUUAGGUCUGGAAGUUCUUGUAAUAAGAUCAGACAAAUAGUUAGGCUUCAGCAGCUGCUCAAAAAAUGGAAAAAGAUUGCAGCUGCAUCCCCUUCUUCUACUCACCUUCAACGCAAUACUAGUAGUGGUACUAGCAUCAAUAAGUUCCUCAAGAAAACUCUUUCAUUUUCAGACAAGGAAGACGUCAGUAAUAGUAAUAAUAAUAAUAAUGUCCCCAAAGGAUGCCUUGCAGUACUAUGCGUUGGCAAGGAGGAGGAGAAGAGAUUUGUCAUCCCAAUGGACUACUUGGCCCAUCAAUCAUUUCAAGUCCUCUUGAGAGAAGCUGAAGAAGAGUUUGGUUUCCAACAACAGGGAAUCCUCAAGAUUCCUUGUCAAAUCUCCCUUUUUGACAAGAUUUUGAAAACCAUACAAUCUAAUAAACAACAACCAAAUGAGGAUACUACUAUUCACAAUAAUGUCGUCGGCGCCUGCUGCUGCUCUCCAGACAAUCACCAACAACAACACAAUAUCAUGCCUCCUCAAUUGUGCAGUAUAUGAAUCAUCCAUUCAGCAUACUACUGCUUUUUCUUAUUCAUUUCCCCCCCUUUUUUUAAAAAAAUUAAUUAAUUACUACGUAUUUAGUCUUCAUGCAUGUUGUACAUUUCUUGUCUAUCAGACAUUUAACUCACUCCUCCCUCUUCUCGCUUUAUCACUUUCUCUUCUAGCAAUUUUCUAUGCAUGGCUUCUUAAGUUUGAAAAUGACAUACAUGUGCCUUUUGUGAUCCAUUAGUUAGAUGAGAGGUUACUUUUGAUAAGAAACACAAACGGACGGUAUUAUAUCUCACUACUCUCUUAGUAUUUGAAUCACAUCGUGGAACACUAUCAAAUAGUCAAGUUCAAGGAUAAUUAAUACUCUUCCAUUUUGUUUGUUUCACCGUUGCUCAUCACAUCACAAAUGCCUUGAGCUCCUUUUGAUACAUAAUACAAUCUCUAACUGGUAGCAUUAAGCCCGCAACUCAUGCAAUUUUUGAGUAACAUAGUUUAUACGAGAAUCUAAGUUCAAAAUAUCCUUAAUUAGGUAGAUUCCACAUAGUGUUGUUACUUUAAUUGAUACCGAGUCUUUUUUUUUUUUUUUGGUGAGAGACUAGUCAUUGACCAAUUUAUGACUGCUUUAUCUUAAUUCAAUCUGAUGGUUACAUGAGUCAGUUUCCUUCCUUCAUCAGAACCCCGCAGGUUUUGGCAGGUUGUCACCAAAUUAGCCAAGUUAGUACUGCGUCAAUGACGUCAACUUCAUGUAUCAUCUAAGGAGUCUGCUGAGUGCUGACCUCACGUAUAUUAUAGAAAAGCAACUGAGCAAACUGAAUACAAACAUAGCGUUUUUGACCGACUCGACAUACCACAUUAUUCAACAGAAAUAUUAUAUGUCUACACAAUAACUAGUAAUGAAACAUAUGUUGGUAACUGCCAUCCACUACUAUAUACUUCCCAGUAACCAAAGAAUCUCACAAUUCAUAAGCCGCAGGCUACUUAACUUUUCUCUGAUGCUGGACAAUUAAACCCUGUUUCAGCCAUCAAAAUAGUGUAACAG
Messenger RNA from Solanum lycopersicum (tomato), 2020 nucleotides. The record is from RefSeq and is a predicted model, not a curated record. Lineage: Eukaryota; Viridiplantae; Streptophyta; Magnoliopsida; Solanales; Solanaceae.